Molecule: messenger RNA, 3240 nt
Organism: Arvicola amphibius (Eurasian water vole)
Lineage: Eukaryota; Metazoa; Chordata; Mammalia; Rodentia; Cricetidae
Gene: Mcf2
Product: MCF.2 cell line derived transforming sequence
Exons: 28
Coding region: 64-3240 (1058 amino acids)
Biological process (GO): intracellular signal transduction; dendrite development
Cellular component (GO): cytoplasm
Molecular function (GO): guanyl-nucleotide exchange factor activity
Source: RefSeq, a predicted model, not a curated record
CGGCUGAACUGGGGCGGCUGCAGUUCCCUGCGGUUCACGCAGGCAGUCCCCGUGCAGGUGGACAUGGCCAUGGCCCUGCAUCGUGUUAGGAUUGCAGAAAAGUACGGGAAGAACUACCUCUGCUUGCUGCAGGCAGUCUUUCUCGCAGAAACUGGGCUCCUCCUCCAAUUAAAGGACAUCAAUCAUUUCUUAAUGCAAGACAUUGCCUUCCUGUCUGGUGGCCGGGGAAGGGACAAUGCUUGGAUCAUUACAUUUCCAGAAAACUGUAACUUCAGAUGCAUUCCAGAGGAUGUAAUCUCAAAAGUGCUCAAUUACUUGACAUCUAUUGCAAGACAAAAUGGAUCUGACUCCCGAUUUACUAUUAUUCUGGAUCGCAGACUAGAUACGUGGUCUUCCCUCAAAAUUUCCCUCCAGAAAAUCUCAGCCUCUUUCCCUGGGAGCUUACACUUAGUCCUGGUUUUACGCCCUACCAGUUUUCUUCAGAGGACUUUCACGGACAUUGGAUUUCGAUUUAGCCAGGAGGAUUUUAUGGUGAAACUACCAGUUGUUAUGCUGAGCUCAGUUAGUGAUUUGCUGACAUACAUUGAUGACAAGCAGUUAACCCCUGAGUUAGGCGGCACCUUGCAGUACUGCCACAGUGAAUGGAUCAUCUUCAGAAAUGCUAUAGAAAAGUUUGCUCUUACAGUGAAGGAAGUGGCUCAGAUGUUGCAGUCCUUUGGAACAGAGCUGGCUGAGACAGAGCUACCAGAUGAUAUUCCUUCAAUAGAGGAGAUUCUGGCAGUUCGUGCUGAGAGGUAUCAGAUGUUGAAGAGUGACUUAACAGCUGUAACCAAAGAAGGAAAAAUUCUGCUCAUGAACCUGAAAGUGCCUAACACUGGAGAAACUGUCAGUUCAAGUCUCGAACGUCCUCAGCACAUCAGUGGUGACUGGCAAACUAUUAAUAAGUUGCUGACUCAAGUGCACGAUAUGGAAACUGCUUUUGAUGGAUUUUGGGAGAAACAUCAGCUAAAAAUGGAGCAGUAUCUGCAACUGUGGAAUUUUGAGCAAGACUUUCAAGAGGUUAUGACUAAAAUUGAAUUUGUAUUAAAUCAACAAAGAGAACUCAGUGAUGUAACAGGGAACUUAUCUCAGAUAAAACAAAGACUUAAAAAAAUAGAGAACUUGGAUGAAAAAUCUCAGGAGCUGUUAGCCAAGGCCCGGCUUGUGAUACUACAUGGCCACAAGCUUGCGUCAAAUCACCACUAUGCACUUGACUUAAUCUGCCAGAGAUGCAAUGAGCUUCGCUACCUUUCUGAUAUUUUGGUUAAUGAGAUCAGAGCCAAGCGGGUACAGCUGAGCAGGGCUUUCAAAAUGCACAAGCUCCUGCAGCAGGCACGUCAGUGCUGUGAUCAAGGAGAAUGCCUCCUGGCUAAUCAGGGAAUGGAUCAGUUUCAGACUAAAGAAGAUGCUCAGAAAGCCUUUCAGGAUGUGCAAAAUUUCCUUCAAAUGGCUCUGCCCUUUAUCAAUUAUGAUAUUGAGAAUUUGCAAUAUGAAUUUGAUGUGCACCUUUCUUCUGAAUUAAAGGCUCAGAUACAGACUGUACAACUCAAGCUUGAAAGUAUUCGAAGUAUAUUUGAGAACCAACAGGCUGAUUCCAAGAAUUCAAAAGGUAGAUCUGAAAGUCCAGUUCAGUUUGUGAUACCUGCACCUGAAAAUCUGAUGAGGUCCAGAGCAAUGUUUUUUUCACCUAAACAUGUGAAGAAGUCUUGGAGACAGACUCAAGCUCAGAGCAACAUGCAAUUAAGUAAAAUUGAAGUCGUUAAGGAUAGCCAAGAGAAGAGGAAUUCUGAUCACUCUCCCAGAUUGGACAAUAGCUUGGAUAUUUUAAAGAACCAUGUCCUGAAUGAGCUGAUACAGACAGAAAAGGCAUAUGUUGGAGAGCUGUUAACUGUUUUGUUGGGCUACAGAUCUGAGAUGGACAAUCCACAGAUGUUUGAUCUUAUUCCACCUCUACUGAGAAAUAAAAAGGAUGUUCUCUUUGGAAAUAUGGCAGAAAUAUAUGAAUUCCAUAACAACAUUUUUAUGAGCAGGCUGGAAGAUUGUUCUAAUGCUCCAGAAAGAGUUGGGCCUUGUUUCCUGGAAAGGAAAGAUGAUUUUCAGAUGUAUGCCAAGUACUGUCAGAAUAAACCCAGGUCAGAGUUAAUUUGGAGAAAGUAUUCAGAAUGUGCCUUUUUCCAGGAAUGUCAAAGAAAAUUGAAACACCGACUUGGGCUGGAUUCCUAUUUGCUCAAACCAGUGCAGCGAAUCACUAAGUAUCAGUUGCUUUUAAAGGAGCUCUUAAAGUACAGCAAAGAAGGUGAAGGAACAACUCAGUUAAAGGAGGCACUUGAUACAAUGCUGGACUUACUGAAGUCAGUGAAUGACUCCAUGCAUCAGAUUGCAAUCAAUGGCUAUAUUGGGAAUCUGAAUGAGCUGGGCAAGAUGAUUCUGCAAGGUGCAUUCAGUGUUUGGCUGGGGCACCGAAAAGGUGCUACAAAAAUGAAGGAUUUUGCAAGAUUCAAGCCCAUGCAGAGACACCUUUUCUUGUAUGAAAAAGCUGUUAUGUUUUGUAAGAGGCGUGUUGAAUCUGGAGAAGGCGCUGAUAGAUACCCAUCGUACAGUUUUAAGCACUGUCUAAAAAUGGAAGAAGUUGGAAUCACAGAACACGUAAAAGGCGAUAACCGCAAGUUUGAAAUAUGGUAUGGUGAGAAGGAAGAAAUUUACAUUGUUCAGGCUCCAAAUAUUGAUGUGAAGAUGUUAUGGUUAAAAGAAAUAAGAAACAUUUUGUUGAAGCAGCAAGAACGUUUGACUGCUAUAAAACAGCUGGAUCAGCCAAGAGAACUGGAUGAACUUUCUCUUCAGCAGCAGAAAGCUGAAAAGCAAGAGGAUGCUCUUCUAAAUGCUGUGGAAGUGGAAACAGAGGUAGAACAAGCCAGUGGCAUGGUGGAGGUCAGGGAGGCAGUUGUGCCAGUUCAAGCACAAGUAAAUUGCGCAGCUUGGACUCAGGUGUCACCAUCUGCAGAAGGUCUUGGAGCAUCUGCGGAAUGUUCAACCAACUAUUUCUACCCUAGUUACAAUGACAAUGAAGAAGAUCGGCCACAAAUGGUGUCGGGAAUUCAGGAAAAGCUAUUAGAGUUCCUCUUUGAAUACCUUCCUGAGUCAUGCUACCCAGGAAACAUACACAAGAGCAAUGCAGUGCAGUCCACAACGCCUGCACUGUAG